Molecule: messenger RNA, 2061 nt
Organism: Symbiodinium natans
Lineage: Eukaryota; Dinophyceae; Suessiales; Symbiodiniaceae
Source: the annotation of a GenBank genome assembly
AUGGCUGCGGCUGCAAGGCCUUCAAAGCGGAAAGCCUCCGCUGAGCCUUCGACCUUGCCCGGGAAAUUCAUCGCUGGGGCCGACGUUCGCUUGGUGGGGCUCGAGUCCUGCGCGGACCUCAAUGGUCAGCAGGGGCAGCUUCUGUCCUUCCACGUCGAGCGUGGUAGGUGGCAAGUUCGCUUGGACUCGGGGGAGGUGAAGAAUGUGCGGGCCGAGAAUCUCGUGAACAUCUCGCAGGUGGUCUUGCAGGAGGAUGGGAAACCAAGCAAGGGCACCAAGGGCGCAUCGGCGCAGUGCUUGAAACCGCAAGCCACCCCCUUGCGAUCUGCAGCGAGAACGAGGGCUACAGGGAAGGCUGCGGUUGCACCCAAAGCGCUGGUGCAAAGGCGCUGCCUGUGCAUGCAAGUCUUCGGCUCUUGCGUCCUGAGGACUCAGGCUUCUCCGUCAGCCUUUGCCGUGCUCAAGUUCCAGCAUGGAGGGUGGUCUCUCACCGGAUGCGGCAGCGAUCAGGAGGUUCAGGAACAGGUUGAGAACGAGCUCGACGGCUUGUCCGCGCGACUUGAUGUCGUGGAGGGCCUGGAGAAGACGAUCCAGGCCCAGCUGCUGGGGGUGGAGGAACGGACCAGGUCCAGCUUAGACAACAAGGUGCAGGGCAUCAUGAGGGUGUUGGAGGAAAUACUGGAGGCUGUGAAGUGCAAGGCGGGUGCGGAGGUGCAGAUGUUGGGAGCCAGCGCGGAGGUGAAGCCUCCCGAGGUGUCUCCAAGAUUUGCGGAACUGCCGGCCCUCCCCUUCGGCAAUUCCACGUCCUUUCGGGAGGAGUCCUGCAUGGACGAGCUUUGCCAAGAGGAGUCUUCUGUGUGGCCAGGUGUGGCUACGUUCCAGUCGGAGCCUUUCCCAAGAAGCGAGUCGACCAUCCUCAGCGAUGUCGGUGGCGGUGUCCGGCAGGCUUCCAGUAUGGACAAGGUCCUGUCGGUCUCCGUCGGCAAGAAGAUCUACCGAAGGCACUUGCUCAGGCGUGUCAUGUGGUCUUGCCUGGAAGAUGACAGCUCUUCAAAGGCAGCUUGGUGCUACGGCUUCUGCAUGGACGUCUUCAUCGUGCUCUCGGUGCUCUUGCCCCUCUGCGAGUCUUCACAGAUUGGCGCAGCAGAUCUUGAUCCCGUGAUGGCCCACUUGUCCGCUCUCGACUUCGCGUUCGACAUGAUCUUCCUCCUCGAGCUUUGCUUCCGCUUUCUGGCUUGGCCAACCAUCAGCAACUUCUUCUGCAACGCCUACAACGUCAUCGACAUGUCUGUGAUACCCUCCUUGGGUAUUCGGCUCGCCUUGGGCGUGAUUAUCAGCCCUUCCUCCCAGGUGACGUGGAGCACCCUGCUGCUUUGCUUCUUCCCGGUCUUGCGGCUGCUGAAGCUUCUCAGGCGCUUCCAGACCUUUCAGGUUCUGCUGAGCGCCUGGUGGGCCGUCUUUGAGGCCUUGCCGAUGUUGAUCUUCGUUCUUGCAAUCAUCGCGCUGACCUUCGCGGGGAUUCUCUUUGCAGUGGAGCCCAGGACGAACAUAAACGACUGGGGAACCGCUCUGUGGCUGACGGUCGUGUCGAUGACCGGGCUGGGGUACGGUGAUCUUACACCCUCCACAUCGGAAGGGAAAGUCUGCGUCUCAGUUCUCAUCAUUACCAGCCUGCUCUACCUGUCCAUCCCCUUCGGGAUCUUGGGCAGUGCCUUUACCCUCGCGUGGAGCCAGCGCGUGGCAAUCAUGGCAGUCCGCAAGGUGCGCAAGCACCUUGCGAACCAUGGCUUCACGUCUGAGGACAUGAAGAAGCUCUUGGAACACUUUGACCUGGACCACGACUCAGAGAUGUCCCUGGUGGAGUUCCGCACAAUGAUCAACCAUGUCAUGAUAGGGUUCACAGAUGAGGAGGUCUGUGACUUGUUUGAAAGUUUGGACUUUCAGCAGCGCGGAUUGAUCCGUGCUGCUUCAUUCCUGACAAUCGUGUUUCCGCGUGAGUUUGAAGAGUGCCACCAAACUUACGUGCCGGCCCUCCGAAAGAAGCAUCGGCAUUUCUACUAG